Messenger RNA from Chlamydomonas reinhardtii, 2917 nucleotides. RefSeq lists its product as uncharacterized. Gene Ontology annotation, cellular component: membrane. The transcript has 13 exons. Gene Ontology annotation, molecular function: xenobiotic transmembrane transporter activity; antiporter activity. The record is from RefSeq and is a predicted model, not a curated record. Lineage: Eukaryota; Viridiplantae; Chlorophyta; Chlorophyceae; Chlamydomonadales; Chlamydomonadaceae. The coding region runs from base 50 to 1621 and encodes 523 amino acids. Gene Ontology annotation, biological process: transmembrane transport.
UCAGGGUGUGUGGGGUGGGAGGUGAGGGGCGGACAUCGGGGGGUAUGGGAUGGGAGCGCUCAAUCCGCCCGAGGCGGCUGUGGCGGCGUACGCCAUUGACUACAUCAAGGUCCGCUCCCUGGGCAUCCCCGCCGCGCUGUUGGGCUUUGUGGCCACGGGCGUGUUCCGCGGCUUCAAGGACACCCGGACGCCGCUGUUUGGGGCGGUGGCGUCGGGGCUGGCCAGCCUGGGGCUCAACGUGCUGUUCCUGUACGUGCUCAACAUGGGAGUGGUGGGCAGCGCCUUCGCCACCAUGGCAGCGCAGCUCAUAUCGUGUGGGCUGCUGAUGGCGGCGCUGCUGGCGGGAGGCAAGGUGCGGCCGGGGCACCUGACCCGGCCUCCGCCGCUUAGCUCGGUGCUGCCCACGCUCAAGCUGGGGGCGGUGCUGGGGGCGCGCAACGUCAUCAGCUUCGGCAUGGUCCUGUACGCCAGCACCAUGUGCAUCCGGCUGGGGUCGGCCUACCAGGCCUCCUUCGAGGUCAUCCGCCAGGUGUGGAUCCUGACCAUCCAGUUCUUCGAGUGCCUCAACGUGGCGGCCCAGGCCCUGUGCGCCAGCUACAUAGGCAACGACGACGCCGCCACCGCGCGCUCCGUGCUGGGUCGGCUGGUGGUGCUGGGCACGGGCGUGGGCGUGGGCGUGGGGCUGGGCGUGUGGGCGGCACACGGCCCUCUCAUCGCCUUCUUCACCAAGGACCCCGUGGUGGUGGCGCACGUGAUGGCCACGCUGCCGCUCAUCUGCCUGUGCUUCCCCAUCGACGCCGCCGCCUCCAUCAUGGACGGCUCCCUGCUGGCAGCCAAGCAGUCCAACUACAUGUCGGCGGUGCAGAUCGUGGGCAGUGUGGUGCAGUACGGCGUGUUAUCCUACCUUGCGGGCACCGCGGGGGCCGUGUCCACAUUCUCGGUGUGGGGGGCGCUCAAGAUUCUGUCGUUCGCGCGCCUCAUCGGCGGCGUCAGCCGAAACUACUUCUCGCCAAAGAGCGCUUACGUCAUGAAGAGCUGGGGCGCGGCAGCAGGGGCGGCAGUAGCAGGAGCAGCAGGGGCGGCAGUAGCAGGAGGGGCGCAGUUAGGCGCCUCGGAAGCAGGUCCGGCGUUGGAGCGGGAGCGCGAGUUGGCGGGUGCGUCUGUCUCCGGCUCCGGCAUCGCGAGCUCGUCUUCGUCCGCCUUUACCUCCUUUGCCAGCGGCAGUAGCAGCAUCAGCAGCGGCGGCAGCGGCAGUAGCAAUGUGGUGCCGGUGGCGCUGCAGUCGCUGGAGGAGGAUGUCAUGGUGCUGGCGGCGGCCGCGUGCUCCUCAGCCACGGACAUGCACCCAGACAUGAUCGAGAUGCACCGCCGCAGCAGCAGCGGCAGUAGCAGCAGUAGUUGCAGCCAGCCGGCAGCAGCAGUAGCGGCAGUAGCGCUAGGCAACGGCGACGGGCAUCUGAACGGCAACGGGGGCAGCAGCAGCAACGGCGCUGGUGGGAUGGGGCACGGGAGAGGCGGGGCGGAGGUGGGGCCCGAGCCGGCGGCGGCGGUAGUGGCGGGGGGCGGGCGGACUGCAGCACCACCGUCGGCACCCGCGGCGGAUGCAACAGAGCGGGCCUGAGGCUGUGGUGCGGGCGCGGGUUGGGUUAGGUGUGGGCGGGGUUGCAGGUGCGGGCUCAUGUAAAUAGCUAGGCCGUUGCUGUGUUCGGGCUGCUGUUCGUCUGUUAGUUUGCGAGUGUGCUGUAGUCGGGGCUGCGUGCGUGCCCAACGGCCGCCGCAGUUUGGUGGGAGCGCCCGGUCGCGCCUCUUUAACUGGGGCGGGAUGGGCACGAGCUAGCCUGUCCUCAAACGUAGGUUUUGUUUUGCCUUGAGUUUUGGAUUCGUGCCCAGGUGCCUGGAUGGAGUAAGGCGGUAGGUAGUUGCUGCCACCAUCCACCACCGCUACAAACAUUCAUCCCGGUAGCAAGCACGGGGCGGCAGCAUGUGUGCGCACAGCCGCCCCACAUCCGUGAAAAAGGAAACAUUGAUACGCGAGAGAGUAGAGUUACAUGAAGUGGUCUUGACGUGUGUUUAUGAGCGCUUACUUUUGUGUGCGGCCUGACAAUUUUGUGGGGCGAUGCGCUGUAGGGCCGGCAAAAGGCCGAAACCAACGGCUUCCAUGGUUUUGUGGUUUUUGUGACUUUCUCCAGGAGUGAAAGGGAGGGACAGGGGGUAGAGCAUCAUGGGGAGUGCCAACCUUAACAGUGUUAUUUGGGGCGUGGGUUUACGAGGGUGGGGGUGGGGGUCCGGGGCGGCAUAUCACUUCAUCCAUUUGCUUCCUUCCCCUUCGCACUGUUGCCGGGGGACGGGGUGUUGCGGCGAGUGUUGCAAGGAGACGUGAGAAGUGGGCGCUGGAUGUAGUAGGCCAUGGAUCAGAUGGGAUCGUACGGCAGCGGUUUAGGUACGGGGCUAGUACGGACGGUCGGUGGGGACGGUGAGGUACAAGAAACAGGGUGUUGCCGUGCCCGACAGCGACAACGCGCGCAGUGAUAAGUGUAUUGUGACUGUGUAAUGUGGUGUAUUUGCGGAGGGGGCGAGCUGCACCAACGACGCUUGGGGUUGCGUGAGAGGCAGCGGUGCUGCAGCCUGCAGGAUUGGUGCUGCAUGAAAUGCAACAUUACAGUAAGGAUGGACAGUCCGGUGAGGGACCAUCUCCGGCACCGAAGGAAAGCACCUAAUGUUUCGCAUAUGAGCCUCAGCCAAGCCAAUUAUGCCAGGAGGCCGCAAUGCACGAGCCCAGCGCACACAGAAAUGUGGCGGCUGCGCAAUCAAGCACUCACACAGAAGUUACGGUAAUGACGCAUUUGCACUGCGCAGUAAUGUGCACCGCUACAGUGCGGCAGUGGGUACCAGCCGCAAGCUAUACAGACCGGUGAGC